AUGGAUCCUUUUCCCCACAACUCCCACGGGUUUGUAAACCUAUUAUCUCCACAGAGCAGUCAAACAAUUGACUUAGCGUCUGCUGAGAUGCCUAGGUUUAGUAGCCAGCAGUCUGAUGUUCCUAAACCAGUGGAAAGGAAAAGGUGGACAGCACAAGAAGAUAUUGUGCUCAUCAGUGCUUGGUUGAACACGAGCAAGGAUCCAAUAGUUAGUAAUCAGCAGAAGGCGGGGUCGUUUUGGAAGAGGAUAGAGGAGUAUUUCAACGCAAGCGCUAAGUUAAGUGGCUUUGCUGAGAGAGAGUGGGGCCAGUGUAAGCAGAGGUGGGGACGGCAAAGAAGAAAUGGGCACGGAAGGUACGGGCUAUCUGCACUCCAAAAGUGUACGGCGGCUAUACGUAUGCUGGCAUAUGGUCAAUCGGGAGAUACGUAUGACGAAUAUCUCCGACUUGGAGAAAGUACUGCACGUUUAUGUUUGGAAAAUUUCACUGAUGGGAUAAUGGAAUUGUUUGGAGAAGAGUAUCUGAGAAGACCCACACCCGAUGAUCUUCAACAUUUACUCGAUAUUGGAGAGGUACGCGGUUUUCCAGGGAUGAUAGGCAGCAUCGAUUGUAUGCAUUGGGAGUGGAAAAACUGUCCUACGGCUUGGAGAGGACAAUACACACGUGGUUCAGGAAAGCCGACAAUUGUCUUAGAAGCUGUGGCAUCUCAGGAUCUGUGGAUAUGGCACGCAUUUUUCGGCUUACCAGGUACUCUCAACGAUAUCAAUGUUCUUGAUCGCUCUCCUGUUUUCAGUGACAUUUUAGAGGGUCGAGCACCUAAAGUUAAUUUCAAGGUCAACAACCACACUUAUCGUAUGGCGUACUACCUUACUGACGGAAUUUAUCCGAAUUGGGCAACAUUUAUCCAAUCCAUCUCGCUUCCUCAAGGUCCUAAAGCAGAGCUAUUUGCUCACCGUCAAGAAUCCACCAGAAAAGAUGUUGAACGGGCUUUUGGAGUAUUGCAAUCAAGGUUUGCAAUAGUUAAAAACCCUGCUCUACUUUGGGACAAGGUUAAGAUAGGAAAGAUUAUGAGAACUUGUGUCAUUUUGCACAAUAUGAUAGUAGAGAACGAACGAAGCGGAUACGCUCAAAUUGAUACAUCUGAGUUUGAGUCAGGGGAGUCGAGCAGGAGUUCCCAGGUGCAAAGGACAACAAGUAUGAAUAUCGGUAAUAUGCGUGGCAUUCGCAAUGAAGUUCGGGAUUCACAGAUACAUGAUCGUUUGAAAGCUGAUUUAGUUGAAAAUGUAUGGCAAAAGUUUGGUAAUGUCGAUGAAUAA
Messenger RNA from Brassica napus (rape), 1314 nucleotides. RefSeq names its product putative nuclease HARBI1. The record is from RefSeq and is a predicted model, not a curated record. Bases 1 to 1314 code for a protein of 437 amino acids. The transcript is spliced from 2 exons. NCBI's taxonomy places the organism in Eukaryota, Viridiplantae, Streptophyta, Magnoliopsida, Brassicales, Brassicaceae.